GAAAAGAUUUGUCUUCAAGAAAAAGAAGAAAAACAGUAAAACUGCGAAAGUACGUUUUUUUUAUGUCAUUGUGUCGUAAACGAUCAGAAAUUUAUUCUACUUGAUUUUCCUCGGCUAUUCUUGAUUGACGUGCAGUUUAGAUCAGUUUAGGUGUUGUUGUGCACGUUACAAAAGGGCUUACGUGGACUCGCGUUAAAUUGUUUUAUUCAAUUUAAUUGUGUGAAAUACGACGAUGGCUGAAAUGAACACUAAGAGAGAAGCGAGAAGGCGGCGAAUAUUAGAAAACUGCGAAAGUCGUCUACAUAAAAUUACAGGGAAAGUUCAUCUGGUCGAAAAUAAAGAUAAUGAUCCACAAGUGGAAAGCAACAGUUUUAAAGUGGAAUCGACAGAGAAUUUUGCAGAGGACAAUAUCGGAAAUGGUGUAUGCAAUAUUAGUAGCAACACAAAAUUGCAAAAUUGCACAAGAUUUGAUAACAGACAUGAAAGUUUUUUAAAAGAUAUCAGCAAUGAGAAUACACCUUCAUCAAAAGAAGCAUUUAAAUCAGAAUUUACGUUAUACACAUUACUACUCAAUCAUAUAAAUUUUGUCUUCCUAGCUGGAAUUGUUAAUAUUUUGAUUGUGUUGAAACUUGACAAUUUAUUUGGGCAGACAAUUAUUAUACCUUACUUAUUAUUGACGGUGGGACGUUUAUGCAGCUGUACGACAUUACACAAAGCACGAGACAACAGUUUAUUAGUCAUUGCUUUGAUGUUGUGCAACGUUAAACCUAGAUUAAUUUAUAUAUUCAAAAUGUAA
This is a messenger RNA of Cyphomyrmex costatus, 796 nucleotides long. RefSeq lists its product as uncharacterized. The transcript is spliced from 4 exons. Lineage: Eukaryota; Metazoa; Arthropoda; Insecta; Hymenoptera; Formicidae. The coding region runs from base 233 to 796 and encodes 187 amino acids. The record is from RefSeq and is a predicted model, not a curated record.